Molecule: messenger RNA, 1588 nt
Organism: Cutaneotrichosporon oleaginosum
Lineage: Eukaryota; Fungi; Basidiomycota; Tremellomycetes; Trichosporonales; Trichosporonaceae
Molecular function (GO): aldehyde dehydrogenase (NAD+) activity
Source: RefSeq, a predicted model, not a curated record
UUCCCAGGUACAAGAAGCGAUUGCCUCUUCCACGUCUGCACAUUUCUUCUCCUACAUCACAUCUCACCAAUAUGACUGCUUCUGGCACUCUCGACUGGACUUCCUACCACAACACCGUCAACGGCCAGGCGGCCAAGACGGCCAAGACCCGCCAUGGCAUCAACCCCGCUACCGAAGAGGCGCUCCCUGAGGUGCCCGUCGCAACGCAGGAGGACGUCGAUGCCGCUGUUGACGCGGCCCGUGCUGCGUUCCCAGCGUGGAGCAAGACGUCGUGGGACGAGCGCCAGGCGCUGGUCAACAAGCUCGUCGAUGCGGUCGAGGCCAACCAGGCCGGCUUCGUUGACAUGCUCGUCAAGGAGACUGGCAAGGCCGUCUCGACAUCGGGCAUGGAAUUCGGCAGCACUCUGAAGUUUGGCCGCGCGCUCGCUGCCCUCCGCGUUGAGGACAAAAUACUCGUCGACAGCGCUGAGAUGACCGGCACUCUGCGCUACACACCCCUUGGAAUCGGUGCUGCCAUCGUGCCAUGGAACUGGCCCCUCCUCCUAGCGACCAUCAAACUUGUGAGCGGCCUCAUCACUGGCAACUGUGUCAUUGUCAAGCCCUCGCCCUUCACCCCUUACACGAACCUGAAGCUCGUUGAGCUCGCUUCCGGCAUCUUCCCACCUGGCGUCGCUCAGGCCCUCAGCGGUGGUGACGACCUCGGCCCAAUGCUCACUGAGCACCCCGGCAUUGACAAGGUGUCGUUUACCGGCUCCUCGUUCACGGGCAAGAAGGUCAUGGCCUCAUGCGCCCGCACGCUCAAGCGCGUGACCCUUGAGCUUGGCGGCAACGACGUUGCGAUUAUUUGCGACGAUGCGGAUCUCGCCAAGGCCGUCCCUACUGUGGCGACGAUGGCGUUCCUCGGCUCUGGCCAGAUCUGCAUGGAUGUCAAGCGCAUCUACGUCCACGAGAAGGUGUACGAGCCCUUCAAGACUGCCCUUAUCGACUUCGCCAAGGCGAUCAAGAUGGGCAAUCCAGAAGACCCUACCACGCUCGUGGGUCCUAUCCAGAACGCCAUGCAAUACGGCAAGGUACAGGAGAUGUUCAGCCAGAUCAAGAAGGAGGGCUGGAACGCCAUCGUCGGCGGCGCCCCCGACGCCCGCGACGUCCAGCCCAAGGGGUACUUCAUGCACCCCACCAUCAUCGACAACCCACCUGAGGACUCGCGCAUUGUGCAGGAGGAGCCCUUCGGCCCCAUCGUCCCCCUCCUCAAGUGGAGCGAUGAGGAGGACGUGCUUGCCCGUGCUAACUCGUCGAAGAUGGGCCUCGGCGGCUCCGUCUGGAGCAAGGACACGGAGCGCGGCACUCGCCUGGCCAAGCGUCUUGAGUGCGGUUCAUCUUGGGUCAACACCCACUUCCACCUUGACCCCAACGUCCCCUUCGGCGGCGCCAAGUGGAGUGGUCUUGGCCGCGAGCUCGGUGUCACUGGUCUUGAGGGCUGGAUGGAGCCCCAGAGCCUCUGGGUUAGCAAGGCGUGAGAUAGAGACAUCGCCCCUGUUUCAUAGGUGUAGGUCAGAAGCUGAGAGAUGCAGAGUCUGGAUGUGUUUCG